AUGGCCGAAGAGAAACUUGCAAUCAAGCAAGAACUCACCCAAGAGACCUCCCAAUUUAGCAACGAGUACAAGCAAUUACUAUAUGCAAAAUUAGGACACGCCGAUGUAUUAAGUGAAGACAGCACCAUUGCGGAUAUCGAGUACCUUUACCAGAAAACCCAGGAGUUACAAUUAUCCGAUGGAUUAAAGAUCUUACAACAAUGUCUCCGCGAUCACGAAGACGAUCCUAAUUUCCCGUUCCAAGAUUACGAAUUCAUCGGGAGAAUUUCCCACGGAUACACUGAACAAUUAAACAUGAGCUAUAUGGAUUGGGAUUUUCACGUCAGAAUGUACGCGGUAUUGAACCAUUAUCAUUCACCGUACCCUGAAGUCCGGGCAAUUUCCUCACCAAUUGACGACCCAGAAAUCCCUUGUGAAACCAUCAGAGCUUACUUCAUGGGGUUCAUUUGGUGUAUUGUUGGUACCGGGGUCAAUGAGAUUUUCUCCCGUAGACAACCGUCGCUUUACAUUUCUGCGUCGGUUUGUCAAAUGUUGAUGUACCCAUGUGGGUUAUUGCUUCAACAUACAUUACCAGAUUGGGGAUUCACGAUAUUUGGCACCAGGCACUCGUUGAACCCUGGUCCCUGGACUUAUAAAGAACAAAUGUUCGCCACGGUGAUGUUUGAUAUCGCCAUUGGGGGCAUGUAUGUCGGUUACAACUUUUACGUCGAGAAAUUGGACGUGUAUUACGGUAAUACCUGGAUCACCAUCGGGUACCAGAUCUUAUUAUCUCUCGCCACCCAAUUGUUCGGGUUUGGAUUCGCAGGGAUCCUUAGAAAAAUCGUUAUUUAUCCCGUUAGAGCGGUCUGGCCAACGAUUUUACCGACCCUCGCCCUUAAUCGUGCGUUAUUGAAACGAGAAAAACGCGAAAGCAUCAACGGUUGGCAAAUCACCCGGUACCAUUUCUUCUUUAUCGUGUUCAGUUGCUCAUUUUUAUGGAUGUGGGUCCCAGAUUACUUGUUCCAAGCAUUAUCGUAUUUCAACUGGAUGACCUGGAUCAAACCUGAUAAUUUCAACUUGGCAAUGAUCACUGGGUCGAUCAGUGGUCUUGGGUUGAACCCCAUCACCAGUUUCGAUUGGAAUAUCGUUGGUUACUGGAUGCCAUUGGCGUUCCCGUUCUAUACUUAUUUAAACAUGAUGAUCGGGAUGUUCAUUGGGUUCUUUGUGAUCGUUGGGCUUUAUUACAGUAAUUACCGUUGGACCGCGUACCUUCCAAUCAAUGAUAAUAACAUUUAUACCAAUACUGGGGAGCUUUACACCGUACAAAGUGUCCUCACCAAUGGGAAAUUCGACGAUACUAAGUAUCAAGAAUAUGGUCCACCAUAUUUAUCUGCCGGUUAUUUAUUGACCACCGGAGCCAAUUGUGCACUUUAUACCUUCAUGAUUCCGUAUGUGUUCUUCACCGAACGUAAAGGGAUUUGGAGUUCGUUCAAAUCGUUGAGACAAUCAUUCUUCAGUUUCAGAUCCUCUCCCGAUUACUCUAGUUUCCAAGACCCACAUUCGCGAAUCAUGGCUCGGUACAAAGAGACGCCUGAUUGGUGUUUUGUCAUCAUCAUGUUGGUGGCGCUAGUGUUUGCUAUUGUUUGUGUCAAAGUGUAUCCUGCUAACACCCCGGUAUGGGGCAUUUUCUUGAUGCUCGCGCUUAAUGCGGUGGUGGUGAUCCCAUUCUGUCUUAUUUAUGCGAUUACCGGUUACUACUUCACACUAGAAGUCUUGGUGGAAUUGAUCAUCGGGUACGCUAUUCCAGGAAACGGUGACGCUUUGAUGUUCUUGAAAGCUUUGGGGUUCAACAUCACCGGACAAGCCCAACAAUACAUGUACGAUCAAAAGAUGGCGCAUUAUUCCAGGGUGCCACCAAGAGCGGUUUUCCGUGGACAAUUAUUAGGAACGAUUUUCCAAGUGAUCAUUUCAUUGGUGGUGAUCAAUUGGGAAAUCAACCACCUCGAUGGGAUCUGUACUGAAGAUCAAGCCAACAAUUUUACUUGUCCUAGUGAGACUUCUUAUUAUUCAUCGUCGGUGUUCUGGGGAGUCAUUGGUCCAAAAAGGGUGUUCGAUAAGCUUUAUCCUAUUUUGCCUUACUGUUUCCUUAUCGGGUUCUUGCUUUCGUUAUUGUGUAUUGCGUUCAAAGUUUUCUAUAAGAAACCUACCCCAUGGUUCCAACCAGCGGUGAUCAUCGGGGGGCUUUUCAAUUACGCCCCUUAUAAUUUGAGUUACUUCCUUCCAGGACUUUACGUCAACUACGCUUUCAAUUAUUACGUGAAGAAACGGUACCAAGCGUGGUGGGAGAAGUAUAACUACAUUUUAUCCUCGGCGCUCGAUGCCGGGGUGGCGUUUUCAGGGAUCAUCAUCUUCUUUGCGGUGCAAUACCAUGAGAAGGAUAUUACUUGGUGGGGGAAUACUGUGAGUUAUGCUGGUGUCGAUGGGGGUAUUGGACAAACCAGUUUGAAAGAUCCAAGUACUGCUCCAGAUGGGUAUUUCGGAUUGAGAUAUGAUGAGUUUUGA
Molecule: messenger RNA, 2541 nt
Organism: Saccharomycopsis crataegensis
Lineage: Eukaryota; Fungi; Ascomycota; Saccharomycetes; Ascoideales; Saccharomycopsidaceae
Exons: 1
Coding region: 1-2541 (846 amino acids)
Biological process (GO): transmembrane transport
Cellular component (GO): plasma membrane
Molecular function (GO): oligopeptide transmembrane transporter activity
Source: RefSeq, a predicted model, not a curated record